Messenger RNA from Aspergillus ochraceoroseus IBT 24754, 1832 nucleotides. RefSeq lists its product as uncharacterized. Bases 261 to 1706 code for a protein of 481 amino acids. The transcript has 2 exons. The record is from RefSeq and is a predicted model, not a curated record. NCBI's taxonomy places the organism in Eukaryota, Fungi, Ascomycota, Eurotiomycetes, Eurotiales, Aspergillaceae.
UCUCAGCCACUUGUCCAGUUGCAGUUGUUUCCACGUCAUUGUCAGGGAUUUGUUGGAAGGAAUCUGCGCGGCUUUUUUUUUUUUUUUGACCGCCACGCCACGUCUUUCUCUCUACUUGGGCUCUCAUCUUCUCUCCUAAAUAUCUACUCUUCUCCUAAACUCAAUCUACUUUAACCUCUUCCCCCCCCCUGGCGUGUUCCUUUGGUUCUCUGCCUCAUCGGAACCUUAAAAUUCACUCGAAAGACAGAGAAGUGGACAAUAUGGGAGGAGGAGAUCUUUCCCCUCCCUCUCGCCAGCCUCCUCAAUCCCCAUUGACCGCGUCCACCCCCGUCUCACCUGCCGUGUCUCUCUUUUCCACCAAAGGCCAUCCGCGCUUCUCCAGUUCCGCGUCGUCGCUGGUCUCGUCCCCGAGUCACGGGAAUUCUAUUGAUAUUGCCUCGCGGAACCCCUUGACAGGAGUAAAAGAAGAAGAGCCCUGUGGACCGCCAGCGAGGGAUCUCGAGGAGGAAUAUUUCCAACAUUUUGACCAAGGCUUAUCCGCAGCGGAAGAGUGUUAUCUCGCCUCCCUCAAUGCUUGCGACCGCUACGACUUCACCGAUGCUGGAAUGGAUCCUGCCCACUCCCCGAAAAAGAGACGCUCCGAUACGGUCUCUUCCGGGGGUCUCUCGCGCAUUAGUUCUUGCAUCUCCACCAUUUCCACGCGGUGGAGGUCGAAGCGCGUGUCCGAUGGAGUAGAAGCUGCCGAUCCCUAUCCAGCCUUGCGAUCGCGCACAAACUCUGCCGCGUCGGCCUUUGCGGGCAGUCCGACGACAUUCGCCCAGAUGAGCUGGGUUGACCCCGUUCAAAUCCCCCCGUCUCCCGCAAGAACGAUCUUUGAAGAGCGCCUGAGCGAGUCAGGCACUCGUCCGAUCGAUAUCGUCAAAGCCAACCAGCAGGACGACCCGGACGACUCGGCUCUGCAAGCCACUACCCCAUUACUUCCUCCCUUUAUGGGAGACGCACCCAUCUACCCAACCGUCUCCCGGAUCCAUUCCCCGUUGCAGUCUCCCUCGGUCGCGGAUAUUUCCGACGACAGCCUGGACCUCCUCAGUGUGCACCCGGAUCCACGCUUGGCAGGACUCCUCCCAUCGCCUCCGUUGUCCACCAAGCCAUCCGUCGCCUCGUUCAACCGUCCACGCGCGAGCACCGUCCGGACGGUCUCGGGCGAUGUCCCACCGUUCACCCUGUCCGAUCCCAACGACGAAUGGGCCCACAAACUGGGCCAUGCCAAUUUCAAUAUCCAGCCCGAGCCGUAUGUGCCGGAAGUUUACGAUCUUGACUCGUUCCGCCAGUUGCGCGGCCAAUGGGACCUUGCCCAAUGUAAUUUCGCCAAGCAUCUCGUGCGGACCGGCGAGCAUUACGGAAUUACCUCGAAAAUCUACAAACUGACGGAAGAAAAGUGGGAGUCGAUCGACCGCGAAUGGAAGCAUCAUUACGAGGCGAUGCUCGCCCAGCUGGAGGCCACCGAGCUGAGCCUAAUCAAAUCCCACUGCGAUCCGUGUGAGCAAGUCAAGAUUCCCACUCUGCACGACAACAAGUUUCCCGAGCUCGGCGAUGGCGAGAUUGUCGGCCCCAUGAAAAUCGCCCCGGCAACUGGGUCAUGCCGAAAUCGGUCGCUCAAGCGAAACUUUUUCCGGUUCUUCCAGGACCUGGUGUCUCGAUCUUAAACCGCCACGGGGCAUGGACUGAACGGGAGGCUUGGAUGUAUACAACAUCAUUACGAAUUUUACGCCUCUCGGAUGAUUGAUUCAGCGAGCGUGUGUGACGACUAAUGUCUAACUCUUCCCCCCCCC